Messenger RNA from Trichomycterus rosablanca, 519 nucleotides. It is a transcript of the gene lepa, whose product is annotated as leptin a. Gene Ontology annotation, cellular component: extracellular region. Lineage: Eukaryota; Metazoa; Chordata; Actinopteri; Siluriformes; Trichomycteridae. The record is from RefSeq and is a predicted model, not a curated record. Gene Ontology annotation, molecular function: hormone activity. Bases 1 to 519 code for a protein of 172 amino acids. The transcript is spliced from 2 exons. Gene Ontology annotation, biological process: signal transduction.
AUGGCCAUGUACCUGGCCCUGCUUUGCUCCUGUGUUGUGAGUGUCCUCGCUCUCUGCUGUGGUCGUCCUCAUCCUGUAGACAGCCUGAAGAACUUUGUCAAACUGCAGGCCGAGAACAUCAUCGGCAGAAUCCAGAAACACAAAGAUGAGUUGCAGAUAUUCCACAUGGUAGUCCUGGACAGUCCAGAGCUCCUGCCCGAGCUCCAGUCUGACAAACCCGUCGAGGGUCUGGGCUCCAUGGUAGAGACCUUAAACACCUUCCAGCAAGUUUUGCACAGCAUGCCCAAAGGUCACAUGAGCCAACUGCACAGUGAUGUCAGCACCCUGCAGCACUACCUGGAGGAUCGGAUAAACUUGUUGCAAUGUCCACACAGAAAAACAGGCACAGUGAAGAACCUGGAGUCCUUCCUGAAGGACCACGGGACGUACUACAUUACACUAGGCUACGUCGCACUGGACAGACUGCAGAAAUACUUACAAAGACUCGUGAACAACCUGGACGAGCUAAAAACAUGCUAA